AAAGUGUUGAACACAUCCGGUAUUUAAUUGUGUUGUUUGGUUUGACUAUAUAUUGGUAUAUUUAACAUCUAUCGGAAGGUCUGGCGUUAUUUACUCUUUCUAUUAUGUUCCUGGCCCUCCCAUAACAAAAUUAUUGUUGGAAGCCCAUUAUGACAAAUUUGAACUGUGCACAACUGCAAAGCGCAUGUAGAUUGUGUUUAGCCAGUGACUCUAAGAAUGUUGAUAUAUUUAGUGCAGAAGGCCAAAGGCAGAGGUAUCAAGACAAAAUUUGGAAACAUUUUUCGGUGUGGGUCUGUGUUGAGGAUAACUUACCCAAAGCCAUAUGUCAGUUAUGUUGUUGCCGACUAGAAGAAUAUCAUUCAUUUGUGUUAGAUGUAGAAGAAGUUCAACAGAACAUCCAUAAAAUGGUUUCUGCACUUAAUCAUGAUGCCAAUAACAUUGCUGUGUCUCACACUGAGCCGCGUUAUGAAAAAGUUCCAAGUUUGAAUAAAAGUGUGAAUAAUUCAGGACCUUCCAAAGAUAUUCAGUCAGAUGUGCCUGAUCUCAUAAUUAACAGUGAUGUUAAAACUUGUAAAAAUCCUUCAGAUAUGUUUGAGUCUUUUAGUUCACAUGUUGUGUUAUCAGAUGUACAUGACAAGUGUUUUGUGGCACCUGAUACAAAAUCAGAAGGCAUCUUCUUUGAUGUGGAUUCUAUUAAAGUUGAAGAAGGUCCAUUGCAGACUGUGAAUUAUAUCUGUCCUGAUGUGAACACCGCACAAGAAAUUUCAAAAAUUGCACAUUGUGAUUCUCUUUCGAGUGGGUUGGUGUCUGUCCAGAUGCCCAGUGAUAAAAAUUGUGACUUUUUGGCAGAUACAAGCAAUAUUUCUGCUAGCGAUAGUCUGAGUCGGACUGUUCAGUGUAGGAAGACCAAGAAAACUACGGCUAAAACUGUAGUAGCAGAUAAUAAUUUAAUAAAGAAAUGUGAGCAUUCUGUGUCAGAAGGAGAAGGUGAUGCAGAAGAGGUAGAAGUUACGACACCUACAAAGUUUCAGAACAGCGUAAGAAAUGUUGCACUAAACAGUGGAUCAGGAGAUACUGGAAAAGAAGGUGAAAGCAUUUCUAUGGAUGAAAAUGAUUGUGUGGGAGAGUCUGAAAUCACUGUGAAUGCUCAUUCGAACGAAGCUGCUUUGAACACGCAGUUGGAUGAGUUCUAUAACUACAGUUGCAGGAUAUGUGAACCUGGCAUAUCUGUUUUUUCUAGCUUCUUUCUUCUCACUAAACAUUACAGAUUAAAACACAACACAAGAGGCUACGUUCUUUGCUGUGGCCGUAAGUUGUUGUCAAAGCCGCUUCUGGCAAGUCACAUGAUGAAGCAUCUGCAACCAAGCAUUUACAAGUGUCGUGAGUGCGGGAAGGAGCUUGCCAAUGAGGUGACAUAUGAGGAACAUAUGAUCCGUCACUUGCCAGAGCAUAAACGUCCAUUCAGGUGUGAACUCUGUCUUAGAGGAUUUGCGAAUAAAGGAAAACUUCAGUAUCACAUGAGAAUUCACCUUCCAGAUGAAGAAAAAUUGGCAUCUGUCUGUGAUACAUGUGGAAAGAAGUUUGCAAAUGAUAGAAGUUUACUUUCUCAUCAACGAUACGUACAUGAAAAAGUGCGUGAAGUUAUGUGCCACAUUUGCCCCAAAACAUUUCCAAGACAGUCGGCACUGAAGCAACACUUGUAUACGCACGUGGCAAAGAGCGAGCAGAAACAAUGCGAUGACUGUGGCAAGUGGCUGAAAAAUGAUAGCACGUUUCAGUCGCACAUAAAGAGCCAUGGCAGUCAGCUGUUCAGUUGCCCGCACUGUGAUAAGGUGUACAAAUUUGCACAAAGUCUGCGAGCCCAUCUGCAGAGUCACAGUGAUGCGCGUCCGCACGAGUGUCUUGAGUGUGGCAAAACUUUCAAACUCAAGAAGGUGCUUAUGACUCACGCAGUACAGCACACAGGUGAAAGACCUUACAAGUGUCCACACUGCCCCCGGACAUUUGCGAGUAGCGGCAACUAUUACUCCCACAAGAAAAGAAUGCAUGCAAAUGAGAAGGCAGGCAAUGUAACCUGAACGGUGUCAUUCGGAAUGAAAUCGGUAUAGGUUGUACUGAUCUUAUUUAUUUCGUUUUCUGUAUAACAGAAAUAUCUGAGAAGGCAGUGGAAAUGAAUAAGCGUAGAAGAAAUAACACUGACCAGCUUGAAUGUGUCUGUAAAUAUGGGGUUAGCUUCUCUUGCUGGGGAAGUACCUGUUUUCUGUUUCAGCAUAACAUUAUUGAAACCUGCAUAUUUUAGUAAUUUGUGAUUUAAAUAAUUGGCUAAUUUUGAAGUAGUUGCGUGAUUAGCUUUUUAUUCCAGCAGCUUUUAUGCAAAUGCAAAGACUACCCCGUUAUUAUUAUUAUUAUUAUCCCAUCUAUUCACUACUUUAUGGGGUAUGUACUUCCAUGUACCCGAGAUAGACCGUGUCCCUAAGGUACAUAGUGAAGCAG
Messenger RNA from Zootermopsis nevadensis, 2493 nucleotides. RefSeq lists its product as uncharacterized. Gene Ontology annotation, biological process: regulation of transcription by RNA polymerase II. Gene Ontology annotation, molecular function: DNA-binding transcription factor activity, RNA polymerase II-specific; RNA polymerase II transcription regulatory region sequence-specific DNA binding; zinc ion binding. Lineage: Eukaryota; Metazoa; Arthropoda; Insecta; Blattodea; Termopsidae. Gene Ontology annotation, cellular component: nucleus. The record is from RefSeq and is a predicted model, not a curated record.